UUGCAAAUUUAAUAUUGUUUAACUGCAUUUUCGACAGCCAUGUUGCGCAUCACAGCCGGUAAACUUGGAAACGCCAUCCGUGGCAGCAUUGGCGUGACCUCGUCGCGCGUCGCUGGCGUCCGCGCCCUGCACGGAUCUGAGGAGUCUGCUGAGGACUUCGACAAGCGCUACGAGAAGUACUUCAGCCGCGAGGGUAUCGACGGCUGGGAGAUCCGCAAGGGCAUGAACGAUCUGCUGGGCAUGGAUCUGGUGCCCAGCCCCAAGGUCAUCGAGGCUGGCCUGCGCGGCGCUCGCCGUGUCAACGACAUUGCUCUGGCCAUCAGGUGGCUGGAGGGCUGCAAGGACAAGUGCGGUGACCAAAAGGCCACCCUCUACCCCUACUUGCUGGAGAAAAUCACCCCCACCCUGAAGGAGCUGGGCAUCCCCACCAUCGAGGAGCUGGGCUACGACCAACCAGAACUGGCCCUCAAGUCGGUGUACGACCUCUAAGCAGCGCUACCGAGCUGCCCAUCCACAUAGUAUAAUGAACACGUAAAACGAUACACAAUACCCUCCCGGAGACACUAGCUACACAUCCAAAGAACGGUGCGGAUGAACAUGUUAUUGGAUUGCUAAUAAAAGGAGAUUGGAGUAAGGCUACCACCACA
Drosophila subobscura is the source of this 647-nucleotide messenger RNA. It is a transcript of the gene COX5A, whose product is annotated as cytochrome c oxidase subunit 5A, mitochondrial. Gene Ontology annotation, cellular component: mitochondrial inner membrane. Lineage: Eukaryota; Metazoa; Arthropoda; Insecta; Diptera; Drosophilidae. The transcript has a single exon. Bases 40 to 489 code for a protein of 149 amino acids. The record is from RefSeq and is a predicted model, not a curated record. Gene Ontology annotation, biological process: mitochondrial electron transport, cytochrome c to oxygen.